Messenger RNA from Arachis stenosperma, 2865 nucleotides. RefSeq lists its product as uncharacterized. The record is from RefSeq and is a predicted model, not a curated record. Bases 188 to 1624 code for a protein of 478 amino acids. The transcript has 2 exons. NCBI's taxonomy places the organism in Eukaryota, Viridiplantae, Streptophyta, Magnoliopsida, Fabales, Fabaceae.
UCAUCAUCAUGCUCAUAACUUUCCACUCGCUUUUCUAAUUCUCUUUCUCUCUCUCUCUCUCUCUCUCUCUCUCAUCCAUUUUCUGUUUUCCAAAUCCAUGAUUGCCUCUCGCCGGAACCUCCUCUCUCCGUCGUCACUUCUCCAGCUCCGGUGACCGUACCACCACCUUCCUCCGUCCAUAUCUGCCAUGGGAAGCCUCAACAACAGCGUAGACACCGUGAACGCCGCCGCAACCGCCAUCGUCACCGCAGAAUCCAGAGUCCAACCAACUACCAUACCGAAAAAACGUUGGGGAAGCUGGUGGAGCCUGUAUUGGUGUUUUGGAUCUACUCAUAAAAGCAACAAGCGGAUUGGUCAUGCUGUCCUUGUUCCUGAACCUGUUGCACCAGCAGGUCCAGCUGCUACUGUGCCGCCAAAUCCUUCAACCACCAUUGUAAUGCCAUUCAUUGUCCCUCCAUCUUCUCCUGCAUCUUUUCUCCAAUCUGAUCCACCUUCCGCUACUCAUUCGCCGGCUGGAUUACUCUCUCUCACAGUCAAUUCUUACUCAUCUGGUGGACCUGCAUCCAUUUUUACCAUAGGUCCUUAUGCCUACGAGACACAAUUAGUUUCACCCCCUGUAUUUUCAAAUUUUACAACCGAACCGUCAACUGCUCCUUUUACUCCCCCACCUGAAUCAGUGCAGAUGACAACACCAUCAUCUCCUGAGGUUCCAUUUGCUCAGUUGUUAGCGUCGUCACUCGACCGGGCUCGUAAAAAUAAUGGGAUUCAAAAGUUUGCAUUACACAAUUAUGAAUUUCAGCCUUAUCAACAACAUCCUGGGAGCCCAGGUGGCCAACUCAUAUCACCUGGAUCAGCAAUUUCAACUUCCGGAACCUGUACUCCUUACCCCGAGAAACGCCCAACUCUUGAGUUCUACAAGGGAGAAUCACCAAGGAUAUUGGGCUUUGAACACUUCUCUUCUCGAAAAUGGAGUUCAAGGGUGGGUUCUGGAUCCUUGACACCAGAUGGUACAGGGCAAGGUUCAAGAUUAGGUUCGGGAUCUUUGACACCUGAUGGUGCGGGUCUGGCCUCAAGACUUGGAUCUGGAUGUGCAACACCUGAUGGUUUGGGGCAGGAUUCAAGGUUGGGUUCUGGCUCUUUGACCCCUGAUAGUGCUGGACCAACCACUAAAUGCAGCAUCUAUGUGCAAAACCAGACUUCCGAGGUAGCAUCCCUUGCAAACUCAGAGAAUGUACAUCAAAGUAAUGCACCAUUAGUCGAUCACAGAGUCUCAUUCGAACUAACCGGGGAAGAAAUCGCAAGAUGCCUUGCCAAUAAAACAGGUGGAUUGCUUCGAAACGUGUCUCAGUCUUCACAGGGUAUACUAGCCAAAGAAACCAUUGACAGAGAAAGCAUACAAAAAGACAGCAUUAGUUGUUGUGAUGUGUGUUCAGGGAAAACGAACUAUAACCCCAACAGUCCUCUAGGAGAAGAACGGCAGUGCUGUCAGAAGCAUCAAUCCGUUAAUUCUUCCAAAGAAUUCAAUUUUGACAACAGGAAAGGUGAUGUUUCUGCUAAUGCUGCCAAGGAAGGUAGAUCAGCCAACAGCUGGGCUUUCUUCCCACUGUUACAACCAGAAAUCUGAGGACUUAGUUAAUUGCAGCAUGACUUGACAUGCAUGAUUCAAGACAAAAGGGAUUUUUAAUAUCUAUGCAGGACUUAGUUCGCUGAAUCCAUAUCUGAGGACUUCGUUUCACAAUGCAGUUGGUUCAACCUUUGAGGAAAUGGUGAUAAUUGGAUGGGUGAGUGAGACACAGAAGAGGGAAAACCAAAAAAGAAAAACAAAACUAAAGUUGGUAUUAUUGUCCUUUAAGACCCAAGGGGAGCAUAGUUGGUAGGUAGGGACCUAGUAGAAAGAAUUCUAAAUUCUCAUAGAUCAUUGGUUAUGGACAUUUCCUCGUUUCAAGCAUACAGAAAUAGCAAAAUACAGGUACUUCAUGUUGUGAAUUCUUGUAUCAUUCCACGUGCAAUAAUGAAAUAGGUAACUUUUUUGUUGGCACUUGGAUCAUGGAUAUAACCUGCAUAUUUCUUUCGAAUUUCUACUUUGAUGCCUGCAUCCUUUUCGUGCAUUGGUGGUGGGGGCACUUUUCUAGGUUCUAGUAAGUGGGUUCCCCAUGCAUCUCUGUUUUCUUCACAUGUUAACUUGUUACAUGGAUCUGUAAUUAUGUACUUAUGUACCAUUUAAAUCAAGACUUGUGUGAUUUGAAGUUUGAACAUAAUAUUUGUGGGAACACUCUGCUAAUAUACCUUCAUCGACCAUUAGAUGAAAUGUGAAACAUUGGUAUGUCGGCACAGUGUCCCAGAAUGUUACAUACUAAUAACAUUAUAGCACAAUCUGGUACAAUCUGCCACUAACCGUAACAUGGCCCCUAAUGUAUGAAUGUGUUACUGAAAGACUGCAAUGAAGUUGUGCUGUAGCUUGGUGGGUUCAAUUCAAUUCGUUAUCUCAUUUCAUUUCAAUUACAAAAUACAAGGAGAAAAAAAGGUGACAUUAUCCGGUGAGAGUCAGAGUAAUCAUGGUGGGACCUAUAAAAUAGUUGUAUGCAGUGCACUAAUUAGUUGGGUUUGUCUGAGUUGUUUGGUUUGGCUUGUUGUCCUUCAGAGUCUCCCAAUGGACAAAAUGUUUCGCUUUCAUUGCAUGGACUUUAAUGAUAGGUGGGUGCCAGUUUCAUUCACCCACCUGCACGAUUAAACUUUUCCUUUGACCCUGUCUCUCUACAUUGCAAAAUGCUUUUGGUAAAAUAGAAGAUAGUGUACAACACAGAAUAAAUGAGGUUUUGUGGUAACAUAAAUUAACAGGCAAUGUUAUGGCUUAUGAUUAAGAAA